AUGCAGAAACAGUCUCUGAACAGCCAUCGUCUGAAGCCGGCACUGUACAGUGUAUUUUGCGAAAUUAAAGAGAAGACAGCCCUGAGUCUGCGUAAUUCCGCUGCAUCGGCUGUUGAGGAUGAAGCCAAUUCACCAGACCCGCAGCUGCUACGGCUGGAUAAGAUGUUGGUUGCGGAAGGUGUCACCGGUCCAGGGGCUGGCCUCGCCAAUGAUCUCGCUGACACUGCCGGGGAGAUGGGCGGUUCCGUGCUCGGUGCCGGUGGUGUCACUGAUUGCAACCAAAUAGAACACGCAGACUACCGCGCCAAACUGUCUCAAAUCCGCCAAAUUUAUCAUGCGGAGCUGGAAAAGUACAAAAACGCUUGCGACGAAUUCACCGGCCACGUGAUCAACUUGCUGCGUGAACAAAGCCGCAGUCGUCCAAUCAGUCCGGCCGAGAUUGAGCUAAUGGUGGGCAUCAUACGGCGUAAAUUUCGAGCCAUUGAGACGCAACUGAAACAAAGUACCUGCGAAGCGGUCAUGAUACUCCGAUCUCGCUUCCUCGACGCCCGACGCAAGCGACGCAAUUUUAGCAAAGAGGCCACGGAAGUCCUUAAUGAAUACUUUUAUUCCCACUUGGCCAAUCCAUAUCCGUCGGAAGAAGCUAAGGAAGAGUUGGCAAAGAAGUGUGGAAUCACCGUGUCCCAAGUUUCCAAUUGGUUCGGAAACAAGCGCAUCCGAUACAAAAAGAACAUUGUCAAAGCACAAGAGGAAGCCAACAUGUAUGCCGCAGCCACUGCAGCUGCAGCCGCCGCCGCGGGCUCAGCUCCCUCAGUUCCGGGAUCAAAUGCAGCGGACGACCAUCCUGGGGGCUAUGCACACUCGGCCUACGAUUACGACGAUUCGAUGGGACUUGCCAGACCGGUGCCACAGCUCUCGUGCACAUCGGACCACCACGACGCCUGGAUGACCGGUGGAAUGAAUCCAGCAUUGGCCGGAGGCCAUCUAGACGAACCGGAUCGCAAACGUAGCAAACUAUGA
This is a messenger RNA of Dicrocoelium dendriticum, 1020 nucleotides long. NCBI's taxonomy places the organism in Eukaryota, Metazoa, Platyhelminthes, Trematoda, Plagiorchiida, Dicrocoeliidae. The record is from the annotation of a GenBank genome assembly.